CCUCCUCUCUGUCACUCGGUGUAUUUAUGUGAAGCUCAGCCACAGCUCACUCACUCACUCACUGCUUGCUUCUAAUCAGAGCAGAGACAUGGCCGCCAACCGGGUGAUCGUUUACGGAGGGAGAGGCGCUCUGGGCUCCAAGUGUGUCCAAUAUUUCAAGUCCAAAGGAUGGUGGGUCGCCAGCAUCGACAUGGUUGCAAAUGAGGAGGCGAAUGAAAACGUGAUAGUGAAGAUGAGUGAAUCUUUCACUGAGCAGGCAGGACAGGUGACGACAGACAUGGCUCAGUUGCUAGGGGACCAAAAAGUGGAUGCCAUCUUGUGUGUGGCUGGAGGAUGGGCGGGAGGAAAAUGUAGUUCCAAAGAUUUAUACAAAAAUACAGAUCUGAUGUGGAAACAGAGUGUGUGGACCUCCACUAUCUCCAGCCACCUCGCCGCUCUGCACCUAAAACCAGGAGGAUUGUUGACUUUGGCCGGAGCUAAAGCAGCUCUCUCAGGCACUGGAGGCAUGGUGGGCUAUGGUAUGGCCAAAGCUGCCGUACACCAGCUGUGUAAGAGUCUAGGAGCAGAAAACAGUGGGAUGCCAUCAGGAGCCGCCGCCGUGGCGAUAUUACCGGUUACCUUGGAUACACCGAUGAACAGGAAGUUCAUGCCUGACGCAGAUUUCAGUACCUGGACACCACUGGAGUACAUUGCAGAAGUGUUUUUCAACUGGGCCACCGGGGUGAACCGGCCGGCAUCGGGAAGCCUGAUGCAACUGCUGACCUCCGGAGGCGAAACCCAGGCUGUGGCCACUCAGUAGAGGACAGAGUGGAGCUAUGGAGAUGGUGAUGGGGGGUGGGGUGGGGGGGGGUUGUUGGGGGGAUUGUGGAGUGGUGAGAUAAAGAUGGAUGGAAGCAGAGAGAGAGAGAGAGGGGGAGAGAUGAGGAGAUGGAGAAGCACAGAAAUGGAGAGAGGAGGGGGAUAUGGGAAAGGAGAGCUGGAGAGAUAGGAGGAGUGAUGAAGAGGGGUCGGAGGGUGUGGAGGUGAAGAAGAGGGAUGGUGACAGAGAGGAGCUAAAUAAAAUACAGAGGUGGAGAGGGGAUGGCCAGAUGGGUUUGUUUUGGAGUCGGGGGGGCUUUCUUUGCAAAUGCAGCCUCACAGCUCCAUCUAGCUGUAGAUCAGUACAAUUAUCCCAAUAUAGCAGUCAAUCAGACCGUUAUAUCUUUAACAAUGUUAAUAUAUCAUUUGCCAGUUUAUGACAUACAAUCAAGGGUGAGCUUUUCAGUCUUAAACAAAAAUGUAUUUAAAGUACUCAGAAUUAUUUCAGAGAUCAGUGAAGUGAAAUUGUGCUAAAUGAGAAAUGUGUCAUAUUAAAAUGUGUAUGUGUGGAAGCAGCCACCAGUUAAGAUGCAUAUAAAAUUUGUGACAGUGUUAUUACUAUAAUGUGGAAAUUAACAUUUCCUCCUGUCCCUCGAAAAUGAAUUUCAGCACCUUCUUACCUUACUGUACACUGGCUACAGUAAGUUUCUGUAACAUCUGUAAAAGCCAACACCUACAGUGUCAAUCCUGUGUGACGUGAGAUCCGUAGACAGUUUUUUUAAUUUGCACUCUUUAGAAUCCCUGAGGGUUCUCUGCCACUGCAGAACCUCAAAGUUGAAGAAAGCCGCUGUCUUCUCUCAAACGUACAAUACGGUUUAAAGUGGAGUGGCCUUAUUUUUUGUUUGUAGCUAUCAAGUCAAAGUGUCCUUGAUGUCCGCGGUAUGAAAAAGGUGCUCUGCUCCUGUGGGUUUUCUAAGUCGUGUAUUGUAACUGUCAAAAUUCACAAUAAAAUGAGUCAAAACGAAA
Molecule: messenger RNA, 1824 nt
Organism: Lates calcarifer (barramundi perch)
Lineage: Eukaryota; Metazoa; Chordata; Actinopteri; Centropomidae
Gene: qdpra
Product: quinoid dihydropteridine reductase a
Exons: 7
Coding region: 89-799 (236 amino acids)
Biological process (GO): tetrahydrobiopterin biosynthetic process; L-phenylalanine catabolic process
Cellular component (GO): cytoplasm
Molecular function (GO): 6,7-dihydropteridine reductase activity; NADH binding; NADPH binding
Source: RefSeq, a predicted model, not a curated record